GAUUACGUUGAUAAGGAGAAAGCAAUUGCCAAGGCUUUGGAAGACCUCAGAGCCAACUUCUACUGUGAACUCUGUGACAAGCAGUACCAAAAGCAUCAAGAGUUUGACAACCACAUCAACUCGUACGAUCACGCCCACAAGCAGAGGUUGAAAGAUCUCAAGCAAAGGGAAUUCGCUCGCAAUGUCUCCUCGAGGUCCCGUAAAGACGAGAGGAAGCAGGAGAGAGCGCUGCGGCGCCUGCACGAGCUGGCUGAGCAGAGGAGACAGCCCGGAUGCGCUCCUGGGAGCGGACCCAUGUUCAGAACCACCACGGUGGCUGUGGAUGAGGAAGGUGGAGACGAUGACGAUCCUGCAGCCAACAGCAGCUCUUUCAUCCAGACGACUUCUGGCCAAGCCUCAGAGAUGACGACGGACAGAGGUUUCCUCAGCAUUGGACAAGUUGGUGGCAGUGUUCCAGCCAGCCAGACGCCCGUCCAGCCAGCCCAAGCCAUCAGCUUCGGCAUCAAGAGCGCCCUGGGGACGCCGCUGCAGAAGAUCGGCGUCUCCUUCUCGUUUGCUAAGAAGACCCCGGUGAAGCUCGAGACCAUCGCUUCCGUUUUCAAGGACCACGUGGAAGAAUCAAGUUCUGCAGAUGGAGCAAAAGGGGAUGAGAGAGGGUCCUCGGACACAGGCAGCCUGCAGAAAUCUGGCGAGGGUGAGAACACAAAUAAUUCGGAGGGCAAGGCGGAGGAAGAUGAGCAGCAUGACAAGGACAGCGGGUCUCUAGCCACUACGUUAUCUAAACUGAAAAAGAUGAGACGAGAAGAUGGACCAAUGGCAGUGGAACCAGAAUAUUACCACUAUAUUCCCCCAGCCCACUGUAAAGUAAAGCCUAAUUUUCAAUUCCUGCUUUUCAUGAAGUCUACUGAACAAAUGGAAGCUGAAAAUGUGAACAAAAAAAACACGCAUGAAGCUAAAAAGGGCAGUUCUCCAAAACCCAAGCCUGGGAAGCACGUGGAGAAGGCUGCUGAGACCACGGGGCAGCAGAAGGAGCAGAGCGUGACUGAAGCUGCGGCUCAGCAGAGCAAGGCAGAGCUGAAGGAACCUGUAGAAAAUGUGAGUGUGCAGGAGAACAAGUGUCUUACAGAGAGUGAUCUCCCCGAGCCAGACGCUGAUAAAGAAGUCGCUCAGCCCGGCCCGGGCUGUAAGGAUGUCUCUGAAGGACCAAAGCAUCCGACAGGACCUUUUUUCCCUGUUCUGAGUAAAGAUGAGAGCACGACUCUGCAGUGGCCUUCAGAGCUCCUCAUAUUUACCAAAGCAGAGCCGUCGGUUUCGUACAGCUGCAACCCCCUGUAUUUUGACUUCAAGCUCUCCCGCAACAAAGAUGGUAAAAGCAAAGGGGCGGAGAAGACGAAGGAGCCAGGGGGUCUUUGUAAAGAAAGCGUCCAGAGCGCAGAAUCUGGUGAGAUCAACAAGCCCAGGGAGGCAGAAAUGGCAGCUAACAGUUCUGCUCUAAAAAUGGAAAACAAAUCCUUGUCCGCCUGUGGCUCCCAGAGCAAGCAGGAGUCGGGUUUGGCAGCUGUGAGUAAGGGAGAGGGAGAGGAGAGUGGUAAAAGCGCCGCUGGGAGGAGUAAAUCUGGAAGAUCCCAUAAACACAAAAAGAAAAAGAAGCACAAAAAGUCCGGCAAACACAAACGGAAACACAAGGAGGAAGCUGAUGAGAAGGGCCGAAAAACUGACCCAGGGGAAGAGAAGCCCAAGAAACGGAGAAGACACAGGCACAAAAAAGGCAAACCCUCCCUUCCGACCGAAUCGGACCGAGCGCUGAAAAGCGAGCUGCCCGAGGACUGCGGCCAUUUCCCCAGGAAGCGGCGCUGCCCUCCGGAGGCCCAGAGGAAGUCUCUGUCUGCCGAGGAGGGAAGCAGCGGU
Merops nubicus (carmine bee-eater) is the source of this 1908-nucleotide messenger RNA. RefSeq names its product G patch domain-containing protein 8-like. Lineage: Eukaryota; Metazoa; Chordata; Aves; Coraciiformes; Meropidae. The transcript has 3 exons. The record is from RefSeq and is a predicted model, not a curated record. The annotation marks the transcript as partial. Gene Ontology annotation, cellular component: nucleus.